Chelonoidis abingdonii (Abingdon island giant tortoise) is the source of this 759-nucleotide messenger RNA. The record is from RefSeq and is a predicted model, not a curated record. NCBI's taxonomy places the organism in Eukaryota, Metazoa, Chordata, Testudines, Testudinidae.
AUGAUCAGCAGGAGUUUGCUGCAAUUUUGCCUCCUGCUGCUCUUCUCCAGUGAAAUCUCAUGUCUGGACUGUAACAGGCUUCAUGUUCUACAAACCAGAAUGAACAGUGAGAGUUUAGAGCGUCUGGAGAAAAUGGGUGGAAACUUUCCCUUCCAGUGUUUAAAUGAAAGGACAGCUUUCAAGCCCAGAGAUAUCCUCAAGAUCCGACUGUCCCAGCAAGAGAAUGCCAAGGUAGCCAUCCAGCAGAUCCUCCAAGAGCUCUUCCAUAUCUUUAACAACAACCUCACCCAAGCUGCCUGGGAUGGGACUUCCAUAAAGGAAUUCCAAAAUGGACUUCACCAGCAGAUUGAGAAGCUGGAGAUGUGUUUGAGUGCUGAGAUGGAAAAGGAGAUGACCUACCCAGGAAACGAGACCCUCCUGCUCAGCAGCCUGAAACUGAAGAGAUACUUCCAGACAAUAGACGAUUUCCUGAAAGAAAAGCAAUAUAGCCGGUGUGCUUGGGAGAUCAUCCGUGUGGAAAUAUCCAGAUGUUUUCCAAUUCUCAACAUGCUCACAAAAAGACUUGAAAAUGAAGAUUCAUUUACUCACAUGAGAAAAUGUAAAACAAAAGAUAUUGCUGAAAAUGUGCCAGAGGACAACAUAGUAUUUGAACGGAAAGAGAAAAACCUUACAAUUUCCAAAUCAUCGACGUUACGCGUUUGCUCAGAAUUUUCCUUGGGCUUUUCUGAAAAUGAAAUCUCACCUCUGAACUGUAACUGA